Haliotis rubra (blacklip abalone) is the source of this 4730-nucleotide messenger RNA. RefSeq names its product protein CDV3 homolog. The transcript has 5 exons. Gene Ontology annotation, cellular component: cytoplasm. Bases 123 to 821 code for a protein of 232 amino acids. Lineage: Eukaryota; Metazoa; Mollusca; Gastropoda; Lepetellida; Haliotidae. The record is from RefSeq and is a predicted model, not a curated record.
GUGAGAAUUGCGCAUGGAGUCGGCAGGCCGCAUGGUCGACAGUUUUCCGAUUCUAUUCGCCGAUUUUGGCAGAAACAAUACAUCAUAUACCCUUUUAUGUAUACAUAGACUAAGAACUAAAGAUGGCAGAAUCAAGUCUUGACGAUUUCUUUGCUAAGAAAGACAAAAGUAAAAAGAAAUCCAAGGCAAAAAUACCAUCAGCGGCAGUGGACAUUGUGGAAAAGACGGAUGAGUCGAAGCUUAAAAAGGAGAAGAGAAAAAAGGACAAGGAGAAGAGCCAGACUUCUUCCAAUGCUUCGCAGGGUUCAACGAAAAAAGUAGAGGAGGACGAAGAAUGGAUAGACUUUCAAGAUGAAACCGAGAAAGAUUACAGUGGCUUAAGGAUACAAAAUCUUCAGAUAACCAAGGAGGAAGAAGAUGAACGUGAGGACACUGAGGAAAAUGAAGAAGGAGAAGACGGUGAACCCAAGGACAGACAGAGUGCAGUCUCUGGACCAUGGGCUGUGUCCGGCUCGGGUCAACCUCAAGCAGCCCCUGGUGCAGCCCCAGUGCUGGGAGGUGGGGCACCGCCUGAACCUCCUCCCCAGCCACCGAAGCCAAAGGAAGAGGCUCCUCCAAAAAUGCCUGGUAAAUACAUCCCUCCUGGUGCGCGGUCGUCUGGGGGUGGAGGAUCUAGUCCUGCAGUCAGUGCACAAGCUAUCAGGCGGAAAAAGGAAGCUCCCAAUAUCAAGAGUGAAGUGGAUUUCCCAACUCUUGGAGGUGGAAGAAAUGAUGGAUUCCAAGAUGCCCAAGAAGCCAACUACGAGCAUCCGGGGGAGUAAACGUGGAAUGCAACUAUCUCUGGAAAACAAGUUUGCUGCACUCCAAGACUAAACACUCUAGGUCACCUCAUUUGUCAAAUACAGUUUUAUAUAUAUAUAUAUAUACACAUACAUAUAUAAUGAGAUACAAUGUUUUGUUUUUGAAGUGCUACCCACGUUGUUGAUACGCAAUGACCGUGGUUCCUGCUCCUUGGUAGAGUGAGGGACAUUGUUGCGGGCCAUGAUAAAUAAGUUUUAGGGUAUUCAGUAAUCAUUUAAAUACCUUGGUGUCUUUUAUUUUAUUUUUAUGAAAACUAGGCGACAAACGUAUGUGUAUUGCUUUCAAUCCCAUACAAGAUACCAUAGGUUUGAAGACCCGUAACUUAUAUGUUAUGGCCUAGUUAUGUUUACUUGAUAUGUUAUUGAAUUUGACCUACUGACCUGACCCGGUUAGAUUUCUUGGUAUAUUAUGAUGUGUUAUAUAUGUUCUGUGUAAGGAGUUUCCUUCCAACUGUGUCUUGAUGGACCUGCUCCUAUUGCGCUGUUGGCAGUGAUGGGAGCUUCAGAUGGGUAUUGGCUGAUCUAUGCAGCCAUUACAGUCACAGUGGACAACUCCCGUCCUUAUUAUCGGACAAGGACAAUGAACUAUAGCAAGCAAAUUACAUGAAUAUAGAAAACUGAAAUUGUUUGGGCAAUGUAUGUUUCUGAACUUUCUGUGUUGUACCUUUGAGUACUUCAUGUUAUGCGAAGGCCCUAAAUUACUUGUGGCUUUUGUAGUCAGUGUUGACUGAAUUGUGUAUCAUAUCGAGAAUAUUGCUGAAUUUAUUUAAGGGUGCAGAGACAUAAAGAUCACCAGCCUCUGAUCAGCAUGCGAACUAUUGUGUACAAAUGAAGGUGACAUUGUUGUAUAACAAGUAUUUAGGGCCGAAUAUACAUAUUGUACAAAGGCAGUUGUUACGCUAAGCCGUUAUGUAGCAGCCCUGCUUGAGAGUGUUGAAGUUAAAACAUGGGUUAAUGUUUUGGGGGCCAAGCUGCUAAAGCUCAACAUGUUAUAUUGCAUGGAUGUUUGUAAAUAAGAAAAUUAUCAAUAUUAAUUCUUCUCACUUGGCUGCCUGUGGUGUGUAGAUUGGAUUAGUCUGUUUUGUUACCUUGGAGACACAUGAUAAGAUGUGUGAAAUUGUUUCUGCUUUUCUAAAGUUGUCUUUAUCUCUCAAUUGGUGUAUGUAAAGUUUAAUUGUAUGCUUUAAAAAGAUUAAUUAUUACAAGAAAUAUAUUUGAAUCGUUAGAAACAUUUUUACCUGAAAGAUCAGUUAAUUCAUUUAUUUGAAUUUGGAUGUUUGUUUUAUUUCUGCCAUGUUAUCUUGUAUUCUUGGUGACUUGAGGCCACCUGUGUCGAACAUAAUCAUUCACAAUAAUAUGAUAACUUUCCUAUGUUAGAGACAAUCAGUUGGGUAAAUAGGAAUGAUCCUGCAGUGUCUUGUCAAGCUUUGUCAUUAGCUUGCAUUAUAUAUAUUAUAUAUAUAUAUAUAUAGUUGCCAAGACCAGUGAUGAAACAAUGAGUUACAAUGAGACUUUCAAGCAGAUACAACUUCGCUGAAGUGAAAUUAAAACAUUCUCUAGACCUUAGUAAGACCAUACAGGCAUUCCCCAUUAAAAAUAUAAUUCUACUGGCCCUUGGAUACCUUUAACAUUACACAAAGUGACUUAGAUAGUGCUAAGUUGCAUCCCUGCUUUGCAGCACUUGUUCUGUUGUUCUCAUAUCUCAGUUCUCCUGUUUUAUACAUCAUCUUUGCUCAUGACUCCACUGUACUCAUUUCCCCUUAGGGACUGGUAGUCGGGUAAUCUACUGUAGUUCUACUGGUGGUGAAGAGUUGUGUCCCUUAGUGUAUUGGCCAGUUGGUUGGAGAUAAUGCUCCUUGUUCUGUCAGCACCAUCCCCCUUCUUGUGACUUUGAGACUUUUAAUGUAGGCUACUUUGGGCAUUUUCCACAAUAUCAUUUAGGCUAACAUAUUGUUAAUAGUAAUUAACGAUUAAACUUAGGUUUUACGUUCAAGCAAAUCUUUUUUGUUCAAGCUGCUUUCUUUGGUUGAAAACAAGAUGCAAAACAUAUAACCUUUACUACUGGGGUUGUAUUUGUGUUAAGGUGUGAUUUUAAAAUUGUCAUUCAGCAGCUCGGGAAUGUAAGAGGAUUUCAGUUAUCUAUCAAACUUAGUUUUUAUGUCAGUCUUUUGAAGCAUUUAAGUGACAGGUAUUAUAUGGAGACUGAACUCCGGACUGCCAAUUAGAUGGAGCACAGGUUUCCUUUAAGAAAAAGACACCUCAGCUGUCGGAAAGGUAGUAUUUGUAUUUGAAACACCAUAUUGUGUUUGACAAACUGCUGGGAAACAUACUACUACGAAACGAGUUUGGCAGUGCUGUUUAACAUGUGGCUUAGUGUGUGCCCUGUACACACGGAACAAUAGAUCCUUGUAUGAUACAUCUGAACCUCUUUGUGGCUAAUACAGUGUGAGGAAUGAAUGGGACAUGAAUGCACCUCUUGAUCUGGGAGACCUCUCAGGGCCAAACCCUAGGUGAUGGAUGAUACCCAAGUUUUGGAUGUUAGUGAAAGUGUCUGUUGAUAUAUCUGAAUGCAAGAAAAGAUGUUUAUGAUGACACUAUGCUUGUCCCUGUAUGAUAAAUAAGAUGAAUGCUUCAGAACUGAUGCCAGAGCACAUUUCCAAGUUCAAUAGAACAGGGCACAAAGCAUAGACAAGGGAAAUAACUCUUGUCAUGUUGCAUUGCAAUGACAAAUUGUCAAGAAAUGUAUGAAUGUUUGAAUGGUAACAAGAUUAACUAAAAUCUGGCUGAAUAAAUGUACCAAAGUUUGUUGACUUCAUUUGUGUUCAGACCUUUGAACGCAGAUGAAAAUGGAUAUGUUAUUUUGAGUUCUUCUGGCUGCCCUGAUAAACUGUGAACUGCAGCUGUAAACAACUUGUUGUACAGAAUUAGAACACCAAAACGCCUUCUUGGUCCAUGACAUGGAUGGGAAUGAACCAGUAAAUAAAGAAGACUAACAUUUCAUUGGCUGUCUCAAAAGUAUAGCCCAUCUUUGUAAAAUUUCACAAUGUAGUUCUGAUGCUGAAAAUCUCUCUCUGAAUUGUCCAUUGUUGCACAUCCGCUUGUUUCUGGAAACGUUGAGGGAUAUUUAUAUAAACUCUUGUAAUAACACUUUCAUAUUUACAGAUUAGAUGGUGUUUGCUGAUGUGCAAAUCAUAAACAUUCAGAUUGAUACUGUUUGUUCAUUUGUAUUAAUGGUCUCAACAGCUGCUACCGUGUGUUUGAGUCGGUGAAUAGGUGCAACAUUGUGAUUGGUGGCAAGUAAAUUGUCAUUAAAACUGGCCUGCUUCAACACAGCAGUGAAUUGUUCUUUUGAUUUAUUGACCAGCAACAUGGGGAAAAUGGCCUAAAUGAUUUAUAAAUAUAUGUUCAAUGCUGAAAUUUAUGUAGAGAAAAGAAAUUGUGAAAGAAAACUAAAUUAUGUACGCUUUUGUCCAGCUGCCAAACUUGGUAUAGUCCAGCAGGGCCAUUGAUGCACUCACAUAUGCACAGAUUGUCCCCAGCAUUAAAAACAAGCAAAAGUUAAAAAACAUAAAAUAUAUGUCUGUUUCUAAUGUAAGCCUUUGUAUGUUUAAGAUUCACUGUCUGAAACUGAAAACUUAGCAUACCAGUAAGUGAAAUAUAGACCGGAUUGAUAUACAAAUUUAAAUGUUGACUAUUUCCAGAGAUGUAGUUGCCAGGGGUUACCAACCAUUUGUCUACACAGUGGCAUGUAUUUUGUUUGUCUGGAGAACAUGAUGCAAGGUAACCCUGACUGUAGACUGUAGAUAUGUCAGUUGCUACUUGUGUGCUUUGGUAUGUAUCUGGUUGCCUCAAUAAACUUCUUGGAACUUG